This is a messenger RNA of Balearica regulorum gibbericeps (East African grey crowned-crane), 1236 nucleotides long. The record is from RefSeq and is a predicted model, not a curated record. Lineage: Eukaryota; Metazoa; Chordata; Aves; Gruiformes; Gruidae.
CCCCUUUGGUCAGAUUAACAAAAUGUUUGGGACCGUGGUGGUUGGAGUUGGAAUUGCUGGCCUAGCACGGAUCCGAGAUUUGAUGAAUCCGAUGCCUUCCAGCCCUUCUGAGCACCUGAAACUCUUUGGAUUUGUAUCCAGGAGAAGUUUUGGCAGUAUUAAUGAGGCCAAGCAGAUUAGCCUGGAAGAUGCUCUAAGAAGCAAAGAGAUCCAUGCAGCCUUCAUCAGCACAGAGAACAAAACCCAUGAAGAAACCAUCAGAAUGUUUUUAGAAGCUGGGAAACAUGUCCUCGUUGAGUACCCCAUGGCUUUGUCUGCUAAGGCGGCCCAUGAGCUCUGGGAGAUGGCUGAGCAGAAAGAUAAAGUCCUCCAUGUGGAGCACAUUGAACUUCUGACUGAAGAGUACAAGCAGCUGAAAAAAGAGGUGGCUGGAAAAGACCUGGUGAAGGGAACGUUGCAUUUCACAGGUAGCGUCCUUGAUGAAAACAAAACUGGAUUCCCAGCUUUCAGUGGAAUUGCUCGACUGACUUGGCUGAUUGACCUCUUUGGAGACCUCACUGUUACCUCUGCCACCAGAGAAAUGCAGAAGGAUAAGAAUUAUUCCAGAAUGACUGUUCAUUUUCAGACGGCAAACCAGAAACCUCUGACUUGGAUUGAAGAAAGGGGACCGGGGAUGAGACGUGAAAAGAAAAUCAACUUCUGUUUCACAAGUGGUUGCCUGGAGAACUUCCCUCAAGCCCCGAGGUCUGCUGUGGGCCUUUUCAUGCAGGAUCAGAACCUCUUUGCCAAAAAACUGCUGGGCCAGGUGUCCAAGGAGGAGCUGGCUGCUGAGAAAUGGCGGAUUUUGCGGUGUCUUGACCUUGCUGAGGUCAUCCAACAACACUGUGAACAGCCAGAGAAAAUCUGUUCCUGAGACUGCUCUUAGGGAAGAAGAAACACAGCAGACGGGAAAGCUGUAGGGCUAGAGCUCACUGUUGCCAUCAAGCAGUUGCUAUUUCUGUUUCUUUGCCUUCUUUUUGACUAGUUAUGACUCCUAGGCUCUCUGGGUGGGCUGGAGAGCCUGGGCUAUACCCUGUGCCUUCUGGCGUGUGCCAGAACAAAGCAACAUUACCCCGCUCUGAUGCGUUGCUGUCCUUCCAGGCAGAUAGGAACCUAGCAGCAACAAGCUUUCCUGUGGUUGCUUCCACCCAGUUCAGUUGGAAACGUCCCUGAGAAGCAGAUCCUGGAGGACCGCAA